This is a messenger RNA of Malaclemys terrapin pileata, 3282 nucleotides long. RefSeq names its product zinc finger protein RFP-like. The transcript has 7 exons. Gene Ontology annotation, molecular function: protein binding; zinc ion binding. The record is from RefSeq and is a predicted model, not a curated record. Bases 92 to 1540 code for a protein of 482 amino acids. Lineage: Eukaryota; Metazoa; Chordata; Testudines; Emydidae.
GAGUCAGUUCCAGGAAGGGAAACACCCGCCGGGACAUAUCUCUGAGCUCAGGAAAGUGAAACUAACCCCGUUCCACUGCCCAGAGAGAGCCAUGGCUGCAGAGAACCCCGUGGAAAGUCUCCAGGAGGAAGCGACAUGUCCCGUCUGUCUGGAGUAUUUCACAGAACCUGUCACUCUGGAGUGUGGGCACAAUUUCUGCCGAGCCUGCAUCAGCCAGUGCUGGGAGGGAUUCGAUACAGCCGUCUCCUGCCCUCAGUGCAGAGAAACUGUGCAACAGAGAAACCUCAGGCCCAACAGGCAGCUGGCAAAUGUUGUAGAAAUCACCAAACGGCUGAGUUUACAGGCAGCAAGAGGGGACAGGGUUUGUGGGGAACAUCAGGAGGCUCUGAAACUGUUCUGUGAGGAGGAUCAAACUUCAAUCUGUGUGGUUUGCAACAGAUCCCGGGCUCACCACGCUCACAAGGUAGUUCCCAUACAGGAAGCUGCCCAGGAGUACAAGGAAAAAAUCCAAGCCCAUUUGCAGACUCUGCGGGAAGAGAGAGAAAAGCUGCUGGGAUUUAAAGUGACUGGAGAGCAGAGAAGCCAGGAGUAUCUGAAACAGACAGAAACCGUGAGACAGAAGAUUGUGUCUGAAUUUCAGGAACUGCGGCAGUUCCUGGAGGAACAAGAGCGACUCCUGCUGGCUGGGUUGGACAAGCUGGACAAGGAGAUUCUGAAGAAACAAAAUGAAAAUGUCACUAAACUCUCCAAGCAGAUUUCCCGUCUCAGUGAGCUGAUCAGUGAGAUGGAGGGGAAGUGUCAGAAGCCAGUGAGUGAAUUCCUGCAGGAUGUCAGAAGCACCUUGAGCAGGUGUGAGAAGGGGAAGUUCCAGCAGCCAGAGGAGAUUUUUCCUGAACUGGAAAAGAGACUCGGUGAUUUAUCCAAGAAAACUGUUGCUCUAAUGGAGACUCUGAGGAAGUUCAAAGACACUCUGCCGUCUGCACUGGAGACAAGAAGAGGGGAAUCCCUAAGAGCACACAGACAGGCAAAUGUGACGCUGGAUCCAGACACGGCUCACCCCAAACUCGUCCUGUCUGAGGAUCGGAAAACUGUGAGACGGGGAGACACAUGGCAGCGACUGCCCAACAACCCUGAGAGAUUUGACACUGUGCUCUGUGUGCUGGGCUGUGAGGGAUUCACCUCAGGGAGACAUUGCUGGGAGGUGGAGGUGGCGGGUGGGGGAGGCUGGGCUGUGGGGGUGGCCAGAGAGUCUGUGGGGAGAAAGGGAGGGAUCAGCCGUCGCCCUGAGUGGGGGAUCUGGGCUGUGGAGCAGUGGGGGGGUCAGUUCCGGGCUCUCACCUCCACUGCUACCCCGCUGCCCCUCAGCCGGUUCCCCAGCAGGAUCCGGGUUUGUCUGGACUGUGACCGGGGGCAGGUGACAUUUAUCGAUGCUGGUGACGAGGCCCCGAUCUUCACUUUCCCGCCAGGCUCUGUCCCUGGGGAGAGAAUCCAACCGUGGCUCGGGGUGUGGCCAGGAUCCCAGCUCAGCCUGUGUCCCUGAGACCCCGAGGGUGGGGGGAAAUAUUCCACUGGGGACCCUGAGAUCAGCCUCUCUAGGCUCACACACCCAGGGCCGGCUCCAGGCACCAGCUUUCCAAGCAGGUGCUUGGGGCAGCAUUCAGAAUGGGGCGGCAGUCCGUGUCCCGCGGCGGCAAUUCGGCGGCAGCUCCGCCGCUCUUCUGGGUGCGGCGGCAAUUCGGCGGCAACUGCUUGGGGCAGCAAAAUUGGUAGAGCCGCUCCUGCACACGCCCCAGUCUCUGUGACCACUGCCUAUGGACUUUUUAUCAUAUUGUCUCUAUGACCCUGGAGGUUGCAGCCUCUGGACUGUCAAACCAUAGAGAUCAUUCAGUGAGUGAGGCCAAUCUCAUCACUGCUCCAGGGAUUGUGCAGCCUGUUUGCCACUGUCCUCUAUGGUCCAGUAGGAUUCUGGGGAUCCUGGGUCAGACAUUGCCACUGAGUCAUGUGGAGGGAGGGGGGGAACAGCCCACUGGGAAUGAAACAAUGGGCUUCUCUAGCCACAGUCAUCCUAGCCCCUAUGGCCUGGAGGACUCCUGUCUUCCCAACCAUCUGGCCUCUUAGCUCUAUGGCCCCUGGAAGCUCCUCCCCCUCCCUCCCUGCAACACCAGGGAUGGGAGGGGACGGGGUGAAGAACCCCUGGAGCUGCAGGAGGAGCAGAGGGGCCCUGAGGGGCAGAUGUGGGGGCUGCAGGGUCAUAACUGAAGGAUGGGCUUCGGGCAGAAGUGAUGUGGGUUUGGGGGCAGAAUGAACAGCCGGGCUGGGGACAGGCAGAUGUGGGAGUGGCAGGGACUUAUUUGGGGUUUGGGGGAAAAGCUGGAGACUCCGCAGCAGCAGAGAUACUAGCAGAGGGAGAGCCAGGGACUGGGGAGUGUGCAUUCAUCCCCAGAGCUAGUAGAAAUGAGUAACUAGCGUAGACACGUCCAACAUUGAUAGAAGGGGUUUUUCCAUCAAUGCAGUUAAUCCACCUCUUGGAGAGGCAGUAGUUAGGGAAACAAAGAAUUCUUCCCUUGACCUAUCUGCGUCUACAUCGGGGUUAGAUCAACCCAACUACAUCGCACAGGGUGUGACAUUUUUCACAGCUCUGAGCAAUGUAGCUAGGUUAACCUAAGGUUUAGGGGUGGACUAGGCCUCAGGAUGAAUAAGGGUAUGUCUACACUAUAGUGGCUAAAGUGGCACAGCUACAACGCUACAGCUGUGUCCCUGAAGUACAGUAGUGUAGAUGCUUCCUACAUUGACAGAAGUGUUUUUUCCAUCGCAGUAGUAAUCCCCCUUUCUGAGAGGCCAUAGCCAGGUCACCGGCAGAAUUCCAUUAUCUACAUCAGGGGUUAGGUCGAUCUGGCUGUGGCACUCGGGGCACACAAUGUUUCACAGCCCUGAGUGAUGUCACUUGGUUGAUCUAAGUGUUAAGUGUAGAGCAGGCCUAAGAGGGGUUUCCCUGGAGCUGGCUGGAAACACAGAGUCUGAGGGACUGGCUGGAGCUUGUUGUGCGUGAGGCAGAAAGCCAAGAGAACCAGUCAUGAGUGUGAUCCCAGCAGGAAACUGAUUGACAGAGCUGGCUUCAGGCACAGGGUUCCCUGGAAAGGCAGACGUGGAGUUCUGAGUAAGGAAACUGCCGGCAGCUGUUUGUUUGUCCCGUGUUCAGGGCACAGGAAUGUCUGGACGUUGUUCGUAAAUAAUAAAGAUUGCACCAAAGAAAUACCUGACUCCUAUAAUCAAUUUCUCCUG